This is a messenger RNA of Chlamydomonas reinhardtii, 4973 nucleotides long. RefSeq lists its product as uncharacterized. The coding region runs from base 368 to 4621 and encodes 1417 amino acids. The transcript has 3 exons. Lineage: Eukaryota; Viridiplantae; Chlorophyta; Chlorophyceae; Chlamydomonadales; Chlamydomonadaceae. The record is from RefSeq and is a predicted model, not a curated record.
CCUUCCCAGGUCCGAAGCAGAACGCUUCACGACAUCCCCACCAGCCAACAAAGGGGCCUACCCAGUGUACAUCCUUGAAGUUGGAUACACCUCUGACCUGCACCACAGCGAGAAGCUCAUUCAAAAACAAGCACAGCACGCCACCCUUGCCACUGCCAUGCGAGCUGCAGGGUGGACUGUGCACUACGAUACCCAACACGUUAUUACACUGGGCCACGGUGGCACUGUCCCCCGUACCCUUGAAACUCUCCUCAAAGACCUAGGAGCCAAACCGCAGGCAGCCAAGGCCUGCUGCACACGUCUCCACAUGCAUAGCGUCACCACACUCCGGGGCACCGCAAACCUGUACUACCGGCUAGAGCGAGAGAUGGGCAUUGCCAACACCCGAUGCCGCCCGGGAGGCCGCACCCAGGGGACCGCCAAUGGCGGCCCCCGUGCAGGGGAGCCGGGGGUGCUUGUUGUCGGUGGGGACUGGAACUGUGUCACCGAUGCCAGUCAGGAGGCGGCCCCUAGCCCGUCACGUGCUGCAGGUGCCCCGCAACUUGCCAGCCUCCUCGCCCAGUUCGGUCUGGUGGACCCUUGGGCGAGCAAGCGUGGCGGCGCCAAGGGCUACACGCAUCCGGCCACGCCCAAGCCGGCCACUCCUGCACGCCUGGAUCGGUGGUAUGUCAGUGCCACCGCGGCGCCGUGGGUGGUGGAUGUCGCUCGCACGUAUGGGGCGCCUGGGGACCACAACGGUGUGCUGCUCACCCUGUCCUUGCCCGACCUGCCACAUGCGCACCGGGAGCAGUGGCGCUUCCCCACAUACCUGCUGUUUCACCCCUCGCUGCGUUUGGAGCUCGAGCAGCGCUUGGAGGCGCACGUUGCCGCAAAUCCCGUGGCCAGUACAGGUGACGGCGCUUGCACGCAAUGGGAGUCGGACAAGUUCUUCUUGCGGGAGGCCGCCACCAGCAUCCACCGUCGGCAUGCACGCCAGACCCGGGAUGGGCUGCAUGGCGUGGUGCUGGCCGCAGACACGGCCGCUGCCCUGGCCGACCGGCCGGGUGCCAGCGCCGCGCAGCGUCAGGCUGCGGCCAUGGCCAACUUGGCGGUGCGGGAGGAGCGGGCAGCUGCCGCAGCGGCCAGCCACAAUGCCCGCGCUGCACUGAUGGAGGAGCAUGGGGAGCGGGGCACUCCCUGGUUCCAUCGGCAGGCUGACGAGCCAGCAGCCGGCGCGCAGGAGCCCAUCACGCACUUGAAGGUGCCGGGGCAACCGGCGCCUGUGGCGCUCACGGGGCUGGGCACGCGCAACACUGUCUCCGCAGCCGCCGCAGCCAUGUACAGCAGCACCAGCCCCACCGGCCUGUUCCGCGUGCAGCCGGUCUGUACGGCGUCGCAGCAACAGCUUCUGGCGGCCAUUGACCGCAAGGUUCCGGCGGAUCUGCACGCCGCCGCAGAGGGGUCCGGUGACGGCGCCCUCAGUGAUGCCGAGCUGAUGGCAGCGCUGGCUGGCUCCGCCAAUGGUAAAGCACCUGGGUCGGACGGGGUUCCGUACGAGGUGUACAAGGUCUUCUGGGCACUGCUGGGCCCGCGCUUGUGUGCUGCUGCUGCCGCUGCCUUUGUUGCCGCUGCAGACGCCCACGAUGGCGGCGAAAUGGCGGCGGCGCUGCCUGCUUCCUGGCGGGAGGGCAUCAUUACGCUCAUCUACAAGGGCAAAAGCCUGGACCGCGCCGAGCUGGCGUCCUACCGGCCCAUCACGCUGCUCAACUGCGACUUCAAGAUGGUGUCCAAGGCCGUCAGCGCCCGCCUGCAGCCCGCCCUGGAUGCAGUUGUGGAUGAGCUGCAGACCGCGUUCAUCACCGGCCGCUGGAUUGGAGACAACGCGCUGUACCUCCAAGGCCUGAUCGAAUGGAUGCGCCUGGACGUGGGCGCGGACGGCACGCCACGGCAGGGUGGUGCGCUGUACUUCUUGGACAUUGAAAAGGCGUAUGACCGGGUGCACCGGCAGUGGCUGUAUGCGUCCGCGGAGGGACUUGGGUUUGGGCCGCGCAUGCUGCGCUGGAUCCGCCUGCUCACUGCCAACGGCUCUGCCCGCGUGUGUGUGAACGGGAUGCUCUCUGACGCCUUCCCAGUGCUGAACGGCUUGCCGCAGGGCAGCACCGCCUCACCACCCCUGUGGGUCAUCCAGAUGCAGCCACUGACGUCCUUUCUGCGGCGGCAGGUGGAGCAAGGGGCACUGCGCACGCCCCUGUUACCCAGUGGCGAGCAGGCGCCACCGGCUGCCCACCACGCUGACGACACGACCCUCACGGCGCGCGACCCGGCGGUGGACGGGCCGGUCCUGAUGGCGGCAGUACAGCUGUUCUGCCGCGCGUCUAACGCCCGUGUCCAUCCGGACAAGAGCAAGGCCAUGGGCCUUGGCAGGUUUGCGCACCUGACGGGCCCUUGCCCACACACGGGGGUGCCGUUUACCACUGGCGCCGUGACGCACCUGGGUGUGCCCCUGUCGUGGGACUCUGAUGCGGCUGCAGCUGACUUGUACACCCGGCGGGCUCGCGGCAUGGCGUUUGUGGCGCGUCUGUGGGCUGCCCUGUCUCUGACUCUCGUUGGCCGUGUGCACAUUGCGAAGCAGGUGUUGGCGGCGAAGCUGGCCUACCACUUCAGCUUCCUCAACCCGUCGCCUGCGCAGCUGAAGGAACUCACCGACCUGGUGGACCACUUUGCUGCGCGCUCCAUGCACGCUGAGGACGCCAGCCUGGUGUCGCACGGGAACCCGCUCCUGCUGCCAAAGCGGGAAACGGCCUGUCUGCCGUACAAGGAUGGGGGUGUCAACCACGUCGACCUGCCUGCGUUCCUGUCUGCCCUGCAAGCUAAGACCUUCGCCCUCCUUGCCCAGCCAGGCCGGCAACCCUGGAAGAUGCUCACCCGGGCGCUGCUUACUCAUGUGCGCCCGGACUCCGCCACCACGUGGGCGUGGGUGUACAGCGACGCGCCGGCGCCCGCGGGGCUGCCUGCCCGGCUGGCGGCCGCGGUCGGCCACGUGCGGGGCGCGGGCGUGGAACAGCAUCCACCGCAGCCAGCCACUCAGCCGCCAGCGGCGCCGCCACAGUGGCGGGUUAGCCUGGAUCAGCUGUGGGUGGCUAACGCUGCGGGGGCUGUGUCCUACGUCCACUACACGGGGCGGCUCUUGGAGCCUGGGCCUGGCGUGCUGCCCCCGGCGGUGGAUGGGGCGUGGCAGCCUGCCUGUGUGCUGCAGCAUCGCAAGCCGCGGCACCUGUGGACCUUUGAAGAGCGGGCGGCGUACGAUGCAGCAUCACCAGGGGACCGGGCGGGGGCGUGGCCUCGGGCGCCGUACUUCCUGGCGCCGGAGGCUGGGGUGGUAGUGCACCCGGAGCACUGCCGGAUUGCGGGUGUCAGCUUAGCGGACUACACGGUGCGGGACGUGCGGCGGGCCAUCACCGCGGCCAACCCGGCCGCACCUCCGGCUCCGGCCCGCCCCGCAGCCAUGCCGUGCCCGGCGCCAACACAGCAGGCGAGGGAUUCGGGGCCCCAGCCGGUGGCACAGUCGCGGCUGGCGGAGCGGGAGGCGGAGUGGCAGCGUGCAGCGGCGCAGCUGACCACCACGGCGGCGCAGCAUUUCCACAAUAACCCGGUGGCUCUGGACCCCUGGCUCCACCGCACCUCCGCGGCAGCCGGGCUGCAGAACACGCCGGCGAGAGAACUGCAGUCGUAUGCGUCCCCGUCCCAGCAGUCAGGUGAGGGGCCGCGGCGGUCCGCGCGGCUGCAGGAGCAGGCGGCGGGAGGGGCGGGACCUAGCACUGGGCCUGCCACAGCGGCGGCGGCAGCAGCGGCGGCGGUGGAGGGCGACCCUCGCAUGCCGCCCCCGGAUGCGUCCCUUCUGCGGGGUACGUGGCGGAGGCUGUGGGACAGCCACGCCAGUCGGGGGGCAAAGGUGCUGGUGUACCGGCUGCAACAUGCUUACCUGCCUUGCGGGCUGUACAGGGCGGGCAAGGGCAUUCGGCCACGGGUGACCACGGGGUGCGGGGGGUUGGGGGCGCACUGUCCUCACCCCGCCUGCGGGCCACCUGGCCCGCGGGCGUGGGCCAGCCUGACGCACAUCUUCCUGGAGUGUCCAGCUUAUGCGCAGGCGAGGACGUGGCUGCAGCAGCUGUGGGCCUGCGUUGCGCCCCAGGCAGCGGCGCCGCCAGUGACGGACGCGGGCUUCAUGCUGGGGGACCGCAUGGGUAUGUGGGCCUCAGGCCCGCGGGGGGCGGGCGCGCUGCUGUGGAGCACUUUGCGGGCCACCUUCUUGUACGCCGUCUGGUGUGCGUACUGGUCCCGCGAGCCUGCUAAGCAGACGUCGGAGCAUGUGGUUCGGGAGGUGGUCAGCGAGCUGCGCAGGGUGAUGCAGCUGCGUUUCACUGCCGCCACGCUAACCCCUGAAACCCUGUCGGCUCUGCCCACUCAGCUUCUCACCGCACAGCUCAAGGCGGCUAAGCUGGAGCACUUUGUUGCCAUCUGGUCGGCGGGUGGCGCGCUUUGUGAAGUGGAGGAGGUUCAGGCUCUGGCUGGCGUCGCAGCGCCUGGGCGGCUGUGGGACUUCCUGCACAGCGCGUCUUGCAGCGGGCUGGAGCCCGCUUAGUCAGCGCCACAUCUGGCCCGUUUAGUUUUCGGCUUGUGUCUCCUCUGCCUCCUGGGGUGUUGCUUAAGCAACCGACUUGUGGGGGUGGGGUGGGUUUGGGCGGGGCGAGUGCGUAGCGCUGGUGUUUCUUUUUCUGGCGCGCGGUGAUGGUGGUUCUUGCGGUUAGGCUGUGGUGUAGGUUGGUGCUUGGGUUAGGUCUGGCGGUGUUUUUGUGCAACCCCUCCCGGGGGGCGGGGGGGCCAGCCUCCUGCUCUGUCUGCCGGGUCGGGGUGGGGUGGGGUGGGAUGGAUGGGGGUGGUUGGUGGCGGUUUUUGAGGUGUUUGUUUUCUGUUUUUCUUCUCUUUUCUUCUCU